AUGGCCCCCGUUUCAUACUCCAAGACCUACAAGGUCCCACGUCGUCCUUUCGAGAGUGCUCGUUUGGACUCCGAGUUGAAGAUUGUUGGAGAGUAUGGUCUCCGCAACAAGCGUGAGGUCUGGCGUGUCCAGUUGACUCUCUCCAAGAUUCGUCGUGCUGCUCGUCAAUUGCUCACCCUCGACGAGAAGGACCCAAAGAGACUCUUCGAAGGUAACGCCCUCAUUCGUCGUCUCGUCCGUGUCGGUGUCCUCGACGAAUCCCGCAUGAAGCUCGAUUACGUUUUGGCCUUGAAGAUUGAAGAUUUCAUGGAGCGUCGUCUCCAGACCUGUGUCUACAAGCUCGGUCUCGCCAAGUCUAUCCACCACGCUCGUGUCCUCAUCCGUCAAAGACACAUCCGUGUUGGUAAGCAAAUUGUCAACGUUCCAUCUUUCGUUGUCCGUCUCGACUCCCAAAAGCACAUCGACUUCGCAUUGAGCUCGCCAUUCGGCGGUGGACGUCCAGGACGUGUUCGCAGAAAGAAGGCCAAGGCUUCCGAGAAGAAGGAUGACGCCGAGGAGGAAGAGGAUGAGGAAUAG
Molecule: messenger RNA, 576 nt
Organism: Sclerotinia borealis F-4128
Lineage: Eukaryota; Fungi; Ascomycota; Leotiomycetes; Helotiales; Sclerotiniaceae
Source: the annotation of a GenBank genome assembly